Molecule: messenger RNA, 576 nt
Organism: Caenorhabditis remanei
Lineage: Eukaryota; Metazoa; Nematoda; Chromadorea; Rhabditida; Rhabditidae
Exons: 3
Coding region: 1-576 (191 amino acids)
Source: RefSeq, a predicted model, not a curated record
AUGUCCAAACUAAACCAAGACACCCUCCGAAACGAUGUCGACGAGAAAAAAGAGGCGAAAGAUGAGGAGAUCAAACUGAAAAAGAUCAUAAAUGGGCGGGGCGAACCGGCGUUCGGACUGAAAUUGAUUCCGGAGCACUUGGUGUUCAGAUACACGCAUCCGCUUCCCGGAUUUGCAACGUUUACGAUUGUUAACACGAAACCCGAUAGACAGGCGUUUAAGGUGAAAUCAAGUGACAACACUGUCUACACAGCGAAGCCAAGUGUCGGUUUCAUUCAGGUCUGUUUAACCGCGCUCUACCGAAACCGAAGUACGACAUUGAGAGACGCAGAGAAAAAGGGGAUUUCGCCAGGCGAGCGAGUGCACAUCCGUGUGACCUACCUGAAUCCAGGCGGCGCCGAAAAGAAGCCAGAUUUCCGGAAACACGUGGCAGUUUAUCACGUGUCAGCGGGCACCUCGAAGACGUACGAGGAGGCGUUUGCCAGACGGACGGACGGUGUAUUUCACUAUUACUGUAACCAUUCGGAUGGAAUGGCUUCUGAGGACAAUGAGGCUCCGCCCCCUGAGGAACAAUAG